CUAGUAUGAACUACGCAUCAUUAGUUGUGUAGUAGGCAGUUGUGGAUCAACAAUGGAUGAUGCUGGUGUUAGGAACUUAGGCGUCACUAUAAAAAAAGAAGUUAUUGAUGAAACUGAGACUACUGAUAUGAGUAACAUGUGCGUCUCUAUAAAAGAAGAAGUUACUGAUGAAUAUGACCUUACUGAUAUCAGUAGCUUGGGUGUAUCCAUUAAAGAAGAAAGAACAGAUGAAAAUGUCCAACAAUAUUUGUCUUUUGGUAAGUUUUCCUGAAUUUUCAU
Messenger RNA from Nezara viridula (southern green stink bug), 279 nucleotides. The record is from the annotation of a GenBank genome assembly. Lineage: Eukaryota; Metazoa; Arthropoda; Insecta; Hemiptera; Pentatomidae.